This is a messenger RNA of Colletotrichum graminicola M1.001, 1446 nucleotides long. RefSeq names its product major facilitator superfamily transporter. The record is from RefSeq and is a predicted model, not a curated record. Gene Ontology annotation, biological process: pantothenate import across plasma membrane. The transcript is spliced from 5 exons. Gene Ontology annotation, cellular component: plasma membrane. Gene Ontology annotation, molecular function: pantothenate transmembrane transporter activity. NCBI's taxonomy places the organism in Eukaryota, Fungi, Ascomycota, Sordariomycetes, Glomerellales, Glomerellaceae. Bases 1 to 1446 code for a protein of 481 amino acids.
AUGGCAUUCGACAAGGUCCGCCAGUACUUGAGCGCCGAGUAUGCGCCUGGAGAGCGCAAGCUCCUCCAGAAGUGUGACUUCUUCAUUUUGACGUUCUGCUGUCUGAGCUACCUGGUGAACUAUCUUGACCGCUCCAAUCUCAACAAUGCAUACGUCUCCGGCAUGAAGGAAGAGCUGGGGUUCGUGGGAAACCAGCUCAACCAGAUCAACACGUGCUUCACUGUCGGUUACGUCAUUGGACAGGUCCCGUCCAACCUAUCCCUUCAUUAUGUGAAGCCGAAGAUCUGGUUCCCACUUAUGAUGGUCGUCUGGGGCGCCCUGACGAUGUGCACCGCGAGCGUCCACAGCCCGCAGUCGAUCAUGGCCAUCCGGUUCCUCCAGGGUAUCGCCGAGGCAUCGACCUUUGUCGGCACGCACUACAUCCUGGGCGCGUGGUACACGGAGCGCGAGCUCGGCAAGCGCAGCGGCAUAUUCACGGCCUCGGGCCUCGCCGGCACCUUCUUCGGCGGCUUCAUCCAGACGGGCAUCCACAGCAGCAUGGACGGCCUGCACGGUCUCAGCGGGUGGCGCUGGCUCUUUAUCAUCGACGGCCUGCUGACCAUCCCCGUGGCCAUCUACGGCUUCCUGUGCUUCCCCGACACCCCGCACACGACGACGGCCUUCUACUUCACCGAGGAGGAGAAGGCCCUGGCGCGGUCGAGGGUGCCCGAGAUCCAGGAGAAGUCCCCGCUCACGCUCCGGUUCAUGAAGAAGGUGCUCACCUCGUGGUACUGGUGGGGGUUCGUCAUGCUCUGGAUCAUCGCCGGUGAGACCGAGUCCUUCAGCACCAACGCGCUGCUCGGCCUGUACAUGAAGAGCCACCCGGUGAGCAAGUACACGGUGGCGCAGCUCAACAACUACCCGACGGGCGUCGCGGCGGUCGGCAUCGUGUCGACGCUCUUCUGGGCGACGCUGACGGACUUCCUCGGCGGGAAGCGCUACCUCGUCGCCUACUUCAUCGGCAUCACGGGCGUGGCGACCUCGGCCAUGAUCCUUGCGGCGGCGCGGGACCCGAAGAGCGCGGCGUCCACGUCGGUCGUGUUCGGCGCCUACUACUGGGCCGGCGCCGUGUACGCAUGCCAGGCCACCUUCUUCGCGUGGUGUAACGACGCGAUGCGGUACGAGGAGUCCGUCUUCCGCGGCGUCGUGCUGGCGGGCAUGAACCUGGGCAGCAACGCCGUCAACAGCUGGUGGAGCAUCAUCUUCUACGGCGCCUCCAUGGCCCCGUGGUUUACCAAGGGCAUGUGGGCCAUGAUCGCCACCUCCAUCGCCUUGGUGGUCUGGACCAUCGGCCUCACCUACAUGGCGCGCCGAGAGGAAAAGCGGAGAGUGUUGACCGCGGAGGUGGGUGAAUCGGGGUUAAUUGUCAAGAAAGUCGAUGCGAAGGACGACAACGAUGCCGUUUGA